AUGCCUAUCAACUUUUGCCUGUUGAACACCAGAUCAAUAAAUAGGAAAGAACUUUGUAUUAAUGAUUAUGUGUCUGAGAACGAUAUUGAUAUUCUAGCAAUGACUGAGACAUGGUUACGUGAGGAUGAUGAAUUUUCUAUUGCUGAAAUCUGCCCAAUGGGGUAUCACUUUUAUCACGUUACAAGGAAAAAUGCACGAGGUGGAGGAGUUGGUCUCUUACUGAAGAAAUAUAUUAAAGUCAAAAAACAAUCUCAGAGAAAAUUCUCUUCUUUUGAAUAUAUUGAUGUCACCUUGAACUGCCGUAAUACCUGCACCAGGAUGAUUGUCAUUUAUAGACCACCUCCAUCGAAGACUAAUAAAUUAAGCAGCUCAAUAUUUUUUGAAGAAUUCUGCAUAUUUGUGGAACAGUUGAUCAUAUUACCUGGCAAUAUAUUAAUGGCAGGAGACUUUAAUUUUCAUAUAGAUAACAUUGGAGAUUCAGAUACUAUUAAACUCAACAAGAUACUGGAAUCGUUUAAUUUACAACAGCACGUCAGUGGGCCAACCACUGGAAAGGCCACACCUUAGACUUGAUUAUAACAAGGAAUGAAGAUAAAUUAGUGACUGGUGUCAGAAUACAUGAUCCAGUAAUAUCAGAUCAUCUUGCCACACAUUGUACAUUACAGUUAGAGAAACCACCAUUAGAACAAUCUGAAAUUUAUUAUCGAAAAUUAAACAAUGUAAACAUGGAUAGUUUCAAUGAAGAUCUAAAAGUACUAGAUUUAAAUGACGAUUAUGAUCUUUCAGUCCUUAUUGAUAAAUAUGAAAAUACGUUGAAAGAAACAUUAUAGCAGCAUCCUCCACAAAAACGACGAAUUAUAACUCUUCGUCCUUUAUCACCAUGGUACAAUGAGGAGUUUGGUCAAGAAAAAAGAAAUCGCAGGAAGCUAGAGCGCCGCUGGCGCGCAUCUGGACUAUGUAUUGACAGACAGUUAUAUGUCAAACAAUGUGAGACAGUGAAUGCCAUGAUAAAGAAUGCUAAGACAACAUACUACUCAUCGGUUAUUUCCAGUAAUGCACAUAAUCAGAAAGUGUUAUUUAGUACGGUUGAUAAAUUACUCCAUCGAAAGCCAGAAAAGCGCUAUCCAACUGCGUCAUCAACGACUGAACUCGUGAAUAAUUUGCAGAUUUCUUCAGUAAUAAGAUUGCUAUUAUAUGGAAAGAACUGGCCAUUGAUUCUUCCCACUGUAAUCAGCGAAAUCAAGAGGAACAAUAUGCACAAUUCGUUAAAUUCAUUAACUUUCAAGAAGUCACGGAACAUGAGAUUGAAAAUGUUAUUGAUAAAGUUGGUAAAAAAUCUUGUGAACUUGAUCCAGUUCCCGCAAAAAUCUUUCAAGGUUGUCAGAAGACUCUCUUACCUAUAAUUACUAAGAUCAGUAAUAAGUCACUUCAGUCAGGUUGUAUGCCUGAGAAACUAAAAGAAGCCGUGUUGAAACCAAAACUAAAGAAAGAUUCGCUGGAGUACGAAGAAUACACAAAUUUCCGACCUAUUUCAAAUUUAAAAUUCCUGUCUAAAGUAAUUGUGAAGGUUGCUGCCGUUUAG
This is a messenger RNA of Paramuricea clavata, 1582 nucleotides long. Lineage: Eukaryota; Metazoa; Cnidaria; Anthozoa; Malacalcyonacea; Plexauridae. The record is from the annotation of a GenBank genome assembly.